Cornus florida is the source of this 2924-nucleotide messenger RNA. RefSeq lists its product as uncharacterized. The transcript is spliced from 2 exons. Bases 462 to 2519 code for a protein of 685 amino acids. NCBI's taxonomy places the organism in Eukaryota, Viridiplantae, Streptophyta, Magnoliopsida, Cornales, Cornaceae. The record is from RefSeq and is a predicted model, not a curated record.
AAUUAUCUUCUCUCUACAUAUAUACACACACUCUCUCUCUAUAGACACAGGUAUAUAACCUAUGCUCUUCAUCAUUUUCUCUCUCUUGCCGCCGACGUUUGAAAAGCCCUAGCUUUUAUCUCUUCCUCUUGCUGAUAAGCUAAUCGGCUCUAGAAGGAUGAUUGGCUGCCGUGACAUUAUUAUGAAGAAUUCUUUGUAAAGAUUUUCUUCAGUUACUAAUUGUCUCAACUUCAGAUUAAACUUUUAUAGCAAAUGGAUCGGCGUGAUACUUCAGGAUUCGUUAGCGGGGGUGGGAUGUUCUCUUUUAGAGACAUCUAACCGUAGUUUUGUCACUAAUUUUAUUUAGCCCGGAAGUCAGGCAGACUGUUCUUUUGCGGUUGACACUUGAGAGUUGGUUCGAAUAAGAGUGCUGGUACUUUUGCAGUUGAGGGUUGAGUUGUUGUAUCUUUGACUAUUGGUUCAUGGAUACCAGGUUCAAGAAUCUGUGUUUUCUCACGACCCCCUCCUCAAAUGCAUUUAAGAAUUUGGGUACUUCCAUCCAAGUUGGAGGAGCUGGAGAUGGAGCUGAUUAUUGCGCGGACACCAUUUUACGACUUGAUUCCCCUGGUUAUUCAAUCCCUUUCUUUUCUGCCUCAAAAGGAACUAAAAGGAAGUGGAGUUUGAUUGAUGGGUCUGUGGACCAGCAAUUUGGGACCUCAUUGCUUCUUGGGCAGCGCCAUUCAUCAAGUUCCUCAGACAGUAAAGGGAGUUCAGCAACUACAUGCACUACGAUGUCUUCAGCCAAAGAAAGCGAUGAGGAGUCUUCAAUGGAUAUUGCAUUGGACUUCACUCUACAUAUUGGCAACGAGAAGUUGACCUGCCCAAAAAAAUCUACCACCUCUAAUUUGAAAACAUCAGAUGUGCAGCCCAAGGUUGACCUGGAGUUGAGUCUAUCAACUGGGCAGACUGAAUCUGAUAUCACUAGUGUUCAUCUAAACUCCACUCCACUUCGAAAUGUCAUAGAGAUGCCACGGUCUGUUGAUGGAGCAAUUCAUACAGAUGAAGGAUCAACAUCAUUGUGUUGGAAAACAGGAAACUCUUUCCACUCAUUGCAUACUUCACCGAAUGCAAAGACUAGUUUCUUCCUCAACCAGGCUUUAAGAGAAAUUAAUCCAGCUUCUAUUGUUCCAGACCACUCAUCAAGUGUAGUAACCGCACCAAACAGCUCAGUCACCUGUACUUCCGGGAUAACACAACAGCAACAGCAACAGCAACGCAGUAGUACUAAGACAUGUCAGUUUCAGGGAUGUGGAAAGGGUGCAAGAGGUGCUUCUGGCCUUUGCAUUGCACAUGGUGGUGGCCAGAGGUGUCAGAAACCUGGCUGCCAUAAAGGAUCUGAGGGCCGAACUGUGUACUGCAAGGCCCACGGGGGUGGUCGACGAUGCGAGUUCCUAGGGUGUACUAAGAGUGCUGAAGGACGUACAGAUUUUUGUAUCGCACAUGGUGGUGGCCGGAGAUGCAAUCACAAGGGUUGCACUCGAGCUGCCAGAGGGAAAUCUGGAUUGUGCAUUCGACAUGGUGGGGGCAAGAGAUGCCAGAAAGAGAACUGCACAAAGAGUGCAGAAGGCCUCUCUGGUCUCUGCAUUUCACAUGGAGGUGGCCGUCGAUGCCAAUAUCCAGAAUGUAAGAAAGGGGCACAAGGAAGCACAAUGUUUUGCAAGGCGCAUGGUGGUGGAAAAAGGUGCACAUUUGAAGGGUGCACCAAGGGUGCAGAAGGAAGCACACCUUUCUGCAAGGGCCAUGGUGGAGGGAAAAGGUGUUUAUUUGAAGGUGGUGGGGUUUGCCCAAAGAGUGUACAUGGAGGGACCCUUUACUGUGUAGCGCAUGGGGGUGGUAAGAGGUGUGCUGUGCCUGAAUGCACAAAGAGUGCGAGGGGGCGUACUGACUUUUGUGUCCGACAUGGUGGGGGCAAGAGAUGCAAAUUUGAAGGGUGUGGCAAGAGUGCACAAGGCAGCACUGAUUUUUGCAAGGCACACGGGGGAGGAAAGAGAUGCUCCUGGGGCCACACUGAUUCAGUAUUCGGCAGAGGCGAUGGUCCUUGUAACUCAUUUGCUAGGGGAAAGACUGGACUCUGUACAUCCCAUGGUGCCCUGGUACAGGACAAGCGGGUUCAUGGAGCUGCCACUUUGGAAACUGUGAUCCAGGAUCCAAAACCUACCAUAGCUGAGAAAAUAAAAGAGGUUGUCAAUGUGGACGAUAUGAGUGUUGAUAUCAUAAAGACGGAGGGCAAUGCUGCGACUUUGGCUGGCUUCACUGGGUUGAAGGGGAAACAAUUUGGACUCCAGCAAGCUUGUUUGCCAGUUGGGGAAGGAGGGCCAUCGUUUAUUCCAGGUCUGGUUCCUGAAGGAAGAGUCCAUGGGGGUAGUCUAUUGGUAAUGCUGUCAGGCAGUUCUGGUCUUGGCUUAAGCGGCAGCAAAAAUGUGAUCGUUGGUUCAUCCAAGCCGGGGAAAUCGCACAUUACGCCUCACAACAUGAUGUAAGGCAGUUUCAGCAUUUUCAUUUUGGUCUUGGUAGUUGCAGAGUUUUCUGCUUCUGCCCUCUUUUAUAGUUUGUCGAGUGUUUUGGUGAUGAGAAGCUGUUCUCAUCCAUUUAUUUAGAUGGUGGGAACUUUCGAAGUGUUUUCUUCGACCUCCCUUGUGUAACAAUAAGUGGAAAUCAGUUAGAGAUAGGCAAUGUAGUUAGCCUUUCGAGUCUGGGUUAUUGGUGUUUUUUCCUGUAAAUACUUGUGCUUAUGUUAGCGUGUUCCUAUGAAUACGUGAUACCAUGUGGAUAUUCGUUCAGUCAGGUGUAUUCUAGUUACGGUAAGUCUUUUGCUACAGUUAGAUCCCUGUUGCGGUGCUUCUUGCUUGAGUUGUUUGAAUCUGAUUAUUGAUUUUGUUUAGCUA